Molecule: messenger RNA, 357 nt
Organism: Amorphotheca resinae ATCC 22711
Lineage: Eukaryota; Fungi; Ascomycota; Leotiomycetes; Helotiales; Amorphothecaceae
Exons: 1
Coding region: 32-229 (65 amino acids)
Source: RefSeq, a predicted model, not a curated record
GAAGGAUAGAAAGGAGAAAAGAUGGUGUGUUAUGAGUGGUAGCGAUGAUGGUGCAGUGGGCAGCUUUAUCAAGGGAAGGACUUUGUCAAGGGAAAGGAGCGAGAGGGAACAACGUAAGAGGGCAGGGGAGAUCCACGACGGGAACUAUAUCAUUACCGUCUCUGUUGCGCCACACCUGGCCAUCUGCAUUUGCAUGUGCGUGUGCUACUUAUUACUUAUUUUUCCCUGAUUGGAUUGGAUUGGAUUGUGCUCUUCACUCUGUUCCACCGUGGUCGUGUUUGUUUAUGUGUAUCGAGCCGGGAUGGACGGGGUUGACGAGGCUUGGGACGACAGGCCAGGGAUUGGAUUGUCUGCAGC